GAGCUCUGUUUCGCGGGAAGAAAAAUGGGUCUGCUCGAGCUGUGCCGGGAGGCCUUCGGCGCUGGCGACCUCUACCAGGUGCUGGGCGUGAGGCGGCAGGCGUCGGCCAAUGAGAUCCGCCGUGGCUACCACAAGGUCUCCCUCCGGGUGCAUCCGGACCGCGCUGACCCGGCUGCUAAGGAGCGCGCCACCCGGCACUUCCAGAUCCUGGGCAAGGUGUAUGCAGUAUUAAGUGACAAGGAACAGCGGGCUCUGUAUGAUCAGCAAGGGAUCGUGGAUGAGGAAUCGACUGUGCUGACCCAAGAUCGGAACUGGGAAGAAUACUGGCGGCUGCUUUUCAAAAAAAUAACUGUAAAAGACAUUGAAGAUUUUGAAAAGAAAUACAAAGAUUCCACAGAAGAGCUGGAGGACAUUAAAGCAGCAUAUGAAGACUUUAAAGGAGAUAUGGACAAAAUUAUGGACUCUGUGCUAUGUGUUGAUCAUACAGAUGAGCCAAGAAUAAGAAAGAUUAUUCAACAUGCCAUUGAUUCUGGAGAACUUCCGUCUUAUAAAUCCUUUGUAACUGAGUCUAAGAGAAAGAUAAAUGCAAGAAAAAGGAGGGCAGAACAAGAAGCUAAAGAGGCAGAAGAAUCCAGGGAAAAAAUGGGACUUGGUGAAGGAGAUGAUGACCUGAAAGUACUAAUUCAAAGCAGAACUGAUAGUCGAAAAAAGGAAAUGGAUGAUUUUCUGGCUCGGAUGGAAGCAAAGUAUGGAAACAAAUCCAAAAAAGGAGGAAAGAAAACAACAGCUAAAAAAUGACUGAUUUUAUAAAUGUUCUUCACUUACCACUAAUACACAGCACAUUUUCAGCAAUUAAUUGAUGUAAAACAAAAAAAUACUAUGAAAAUGCUGUAGGACUUUAGGUACAAUUAAUGAAUUUCCAGCAAAGUAGCUGUGAACAUUUGGAAAAAAAAAAACCUUCUGUACAGAAAACUUGAUCAAAACCUUACUAUAUUUACACAGAAUAACAUUGUUCAUCUGUAGAGCUGAAUUUAAAUUCCUCUUUAAAAUUUAAACAAAUGAUAAAAUUGUUAAAUUUUAAUGUAUUUUUCAGAAGUGAACUAAAAAUGUAGGUGAAACAAAUAUUUGGAAACACUUUUUUGAAAUAAAAUAUUGUUAAGUCAA
Candoia aspera is the source of this 1164-nucleotide messenger RNA. It is a transcript of the gene DNAJC9, whose product is annotated as DnaJ heat shock protein family (Hsp40) member C9. The transcript has 5 exons. The record is from RefSeq and is a predicted model, not a curated record. Bases 25 to 798 code for a protein of 257 amino acids. Gene Ontology annotation, molecular function: heat shock protein binding. NCBI's taxonomy places the organism in Eukaryota, Metazoa, Chordata, Lepidosauria, Squamata, Candoiidae. Gene Ontology annotation, cellular component: nucleus; cytoplasm.